CCUACUUUUUUUUUCUGUUUCUCUUUUUCUUUUUCUUUCAUCAUUCUACUUGUUUCUUUCUGUCUGUUGCUUAGCGACUUGAAUCUGCCAAAUUGUCAGCCAUGCCUACUACUCUAAACGCCUACAUCAACCAUAAUUCCCUUUCGCAACAGGAUAAGGAGAAAUCCCAAUUAAUGCAUGAUAAGAAGGCCAACAUCGAUAUCCCUUCUCGAGACGAUGCGGUCCCAUCGUCAAAGUACUUUGAUCUCCCUCCCACACCUUCAUCGUCUUCCUUUUCAAUGAUGUACAAGGAUGAAUCAGGUUAUCCACUGAACAUGGAGAGAACAGGUGCGAACUGCAAUUGCUCUUUUUGUGCGCUUUUUUCUGUUACUGAUCCAUGGACUUUAGUUCGUUCAAGGUCGUAUGGAUCGAUUCGUAGAUCUUCAUUAUCAGAUGAUGUUGGCUCGGCGAUUUCCGAUCAAAACGAUCAAGUUCCUUCAACUCCGCCUUAUUCGACCAUCAGCCCCAAUGAUGACGACGAAGGAUUAUACCUGUUGUGGACUCAUCAAAUAUUGCGAGAACAAGGGUAUCGCCCGGCAUCCUGUCGUCCUGACGAUGACGAAGAUGAUUAUAGUAUGGAUAGCAGUAUUACCAAUCAGUCGAUGGAUGAAGAAGAACGCCACUCGACCUCCACAACAUCGUCAAGGUGGAGAGACAUGCAUCGUUCUCUCAGAGCAUUUUUACCGUGCUUUGCAUAGCAGCUCUUUCUUUUUCCUUCCAUAUGCAUUUUCUAUAUCCCAUUGGUUUCUUCAAACAUCUAAAUAACCGUACUGUGAUAUUUACUUUACAGUUAUCUUUAUUAUUUUCUAUCUUUUUUUUUUCGCUUACACCAUUUCUAGCAUAACAAACAAUUACAAAUACAUACAUUAGCCUAACGAAAUCACUCU
Radiomyces spectabilis is the source of this 926-nucleotide messenger RNA. RefSeq lists its product as uncharacterized. The record is from RefSeq and is a predicted model, not a curated record. Bases 102 to 737 code for a protein of 211 amino acids. The transcript is spliced from 2 exons. NCBI's taxonomy places the organism in Eukaryota, Fungi, Mucoromycota, Mucoromycetes, Mucorales, Radiomycetaceae.